Messenger RNA from Archocentrus centrarchus (flier cichlid), 736 nucleotides. RefSeq names its product elongin C paralog a (gene eloca). Gene Ontology annotation, biological process: ubiquitin-dependent protein catabolic process. The transcript has 4 exons. Bases 159 to 497 code for a protein of 112 amino acids. The record is from RefSeq and is a predicted model, not a curated record. Lineage: Eukaryota; Metazoa; Chordata; Actinopteri; Cichliformes; Cichlidae.
GCAUUUUUCUUUUUUUAUUCUGCGGAACAAAUUUAUUGCGGACGGGUGUUCGCCCAUACUGGUUCCGGGUUUCAACAGCCUGGUGGCUAACGGUAGCUGAAACACAAUCUCCUCCACACGUUAAGCUACAUAGUGGAUUAAAGAAAUCCCGGAACAGGAUGGAUGGUGAGGAGAGAACCUAUGGUGGCUGCGAAGGGCCAGAUGCCAUGUAUGUGAAGCUGAUCUCUUCAGAUGGACACGAGUUCAUUGUGAAAAGAGAACAUGCCUUGACAUCUGGGACUAUCAAAGCCAUGUUAAGUGGACCAGGGCAGUUUGCUGAGAAUGAAACCAAUGAAGUGAACUUCAGAGAGAUUCCAUCUCAUGUCCUCUCCAAGGUCUGCAUGUAUUUCACCUACAAGGUCCGUUACACCAACAGCUCCACGGAAAUACCUGAAUUCCCCAUCGCACCAGAGAUUGCACUGGAACUGCUCAUGGCUGCCAACUUUUUGGAUUGCUAAAGUUACAAAGAUAAUGGAAAAGCUUAAGAUUUUUUUUUUUUUGAAUAUUUAACUUUUGUUAUUGACUUCAUUAGAAAAAAAAUUAAUGUUUUUUUUUUCUUGUUUUGCUGUUAUUUCAUUAGUAUUAAAAAUGACAUUUUAAUGUGUUAAAUGUACAUGUCAGAAUGUGACAUAUGCGCUCCCCUCCUCAGAAAUCUCUCCUCACCUCACCAUCCAAAUAAAGACUUAUUUGGUGUGCA